GGCAGCAGCCGUUGCUUCAGUGUUCACAGAAGAAACAAACAUGGAGGAAUACCCGACCAAGCAGCCCACCGAGAACCUGGACGACCCCCCGAACAGCCGGCUGUUCGUGGUCACCAGCCGCUCCAUCACCGAGGAGGCGCUGCGGGACGCCUUCUCCGUGUUCGGGGACAUCCAGGGCGUCUGGGUCGUGAAGGACAAGCAGACCAAGGAGUCCAAGGGAAUCUGCUACGUCAAGUUCUCCAAGUCCUCGCAGGCCUGCCUGGCCAUGGAGGAGAUGCACGGGAAGCAGCUGGCGGAGGCGUCCAAACCAGUCAAGGUUUUCAUUGCCCAGUCACGGUCGUCAACGAGACACAGAGACGUUGAGGAUGAAGAGCUGACCAGGAUCUUCGUCAUGAUCCCUAAAAGCUUCUCGGAGGAGGACCUCAAAGACACAUUCAAAGAAUAUGGUGAUAUUGAGUAUUGUGUGAUCAUCAAGAACAAGUUCACGGGGGAAAGUAAAGGUUUGGGCUACGUGAGAUACUACAAACCCUCCCAGGCUGCACACGCCAUAGAGAACUGUGACAAAACUUACAGGGCGAUCCUGGCUGAACCUCGCACCAAGGCUACAUCAUCAGAGGAUUACAGUGGGGGAUCCAACAGAGGGGAGUACAUGGGCGGUAACGACUCCAUGAACCAGUACGCCCCCCCAAUGGGUGACCCUGGGAACUACCAGGCCAUGGACUUCCGCUCCGGUGACUUCACGCGGAGUCUGAUGGUUUCCACGCGGGCGGCCGUCACUCAGGAGCAGAUCUUUGCACUGUUUGACAUCAUCCCUGGUAUGGAGUACUGCGAGCUGCAGAGAGACUCUUACGGAAUGAGCAAAGGUCACGCACUGAUUCGUUACAGUAACUUGGGAUCAGCAGUUUAUGCCAAAGAGAAGCUGAAUGGAUUUGAACAUCCACCUGGAAACAGACUGGUCGUAAAUUUCGUCGACGAUGGAGAAGACCGAAACAGUCCUGUAGGUCGGAUGGCGAUGCAGUUUGUUGCAGCACAGAUGAUGUCUUCAGUGUGGAACGGUCCCUCCAACAGUCAAGUGAUGAAACCUCCUGGUUUCUCCUCCGUCUCCUCAAUGUCUCGUGUUCAGACAGACGUCAACCUGCCCCCACUGAAGAAGCUCGCUCCCCCUGACAGCAAGACCAAGGAGCGCUUGUUUGUCGUGUUCUCCCCCGCCCAGCUGCCCCCCGAUGUGCUGGAGGACGUUUUCUGUCGCUUUGGUUCACUGAUCGAGGUCCAUCUGGUUCCAGGAAGGAAAGUAGGGUACAUGAAGUACGCAGAGAAACAGUGUGCAGACGACGCCCUGGCAGCGCUUCACGGUCGAGUCGUGAACGGAGUGAAGAUGAAGGUGAUGCUGGCUGAUCCUCCCAAAGAGGAGUCACACAAACGCCCUCGCACCUACUGAGACCUCCUGCCCGAAACCAGCGGCGACUGUUGUCAUGACACUGACACCUGACCUGACAGACCGACCGACAUCAAGCCCUCCUCCUGACCACUGACCUGACCUUUGACACCUGUCUGACCUUACUUCUGGCCUGUGACCUUGCCACGACUCACUGACAGAACAAGUGCACACGGAGCGUAAACCUCCCCAGUGUGUGAGCAGCAGCAUCAUUUCCUGUGUGUAGUCGUCUGUCACCAGUGUCCAGAUUCUAUGCUUCUUUUAUUUUAAGUUCAUAGUUUGAGCCACGACUAAAUGAUGAACAGUAGAACCACAGCAACAGCAGCACGUCUUCUUUUUUUUUAUAUCAACAGAAAAAGUUACUUUACUUUGGCAACAUUAUUCUUUUUGAGAACUUAACGCAGGAAUUGUAAAGCUGGAUCUGGACUAAUUAUUUCAGACAGGUCCUUAUUUUUUCUAUGUUGCUGUGACCUGUAAUCUCAUGUUUCGUAGAUUGUCCAUUUUCUUUCUGCCUUGAUGCAAAUAAAAAUUAGUUCCAAACA
This is a messenger RNA of Limanda limanda (common dab), 1977 nucleotides long. RefSeq names its product RNA binding motif protein 45 (gene rbm45). The record is from RefSeq and is a predicted model, not a curated record. Bases 41 to 1438 code for a protein of 465 amino acids. The transcript has 11 exons. Gene Ontology annotation, molecular function: RNA binding. NCBI's taxonomy places the organism in Eukaryota, Metazoa, Chordata, Actinopteri, Pleuronectiformes, Pleuronectidae.